Messenger RNA from Scomber scombrus (Atlantic mackerel), 1329 nucleotides. Its product is annotated as leucine-rich repeat-containing protein 27-like. Gene Ontology annotation, molecular function: protein binding. Bases 1 to 1329 code for a protein of 442 amino acids. Lineage: Eukaryota; Metazoa; Chordata; Actinopteri; Scombriformes; Scombridae. The transcript has 10 exons. The record is from RefSeq and is a predicted model, not a curated record.
AUGUCUUCCCCAGAACAGGAGGAGAAGGAGGAGGGUCCUAACCUGCAGCUGAGUUGUGUCUUUGGGAGGACUUCACAGGCCCCCCACUCCUCGCCCAAGGAUGCUGAGCCAGAAGAGCUCACUGAAUAUUAUCCACCGGAGACUCUGUGUCUGAGCAGAACUAAGCUGAAGCAUGUUGCACAAAGUAUUCUGACAAAUAGCGCACUGAAGCAUUUGUAUCUUGAAGGCAAUCAGAUAUGCAGUCUCCCAGAUUCAAUGUUCUCCAGCUUGCCCAGCCUGCUGUGGCUAGAUCUCAGAAAUAACCAAAUUGCAUCACUCCCUGCUGAAAUUGGCUCACACAGAUCUCUGAAAACUCUACUACUGGAAGGGAAUCCCAUCUCAGAGCUUCCACCAGAGCUGGGAUAUGUGAUUAGCCUUAAAGGCCUGAACCUGCGGAACUGCCCCAUCAGCUUCCCUCCACAGGAUAUUGUGCGCCAGGGUCUCCAGUGCAUCCUCAAGUACCUGAGGAGUGUUAUGGCUGAGCGACCAGUUAGCGUGAGGAAGACCCCCCCAGAGUUGCCAGUGAUGGAGAAACUCCAGCUAUCAGGGCUGAUGGGGACAAGCAUGGAGGAGCAGGAUGAGUCAGUGGAUGAAGACGAACUGCAGUGGUUCAUGGAACUCAAACACAAGAUGAUCCUCCUGGAAAAAGCAGAACUGGGCUCAGUUGCUCAGGGUGAUGGAAACACAAAGUCAUGCCUUCAUCCUAUUACUAAAAGAAAAAAGGCGACUACCAGGGCCGGCAUAAUCCCAGAGCUCCGAUUGUUUGACACUCAGCAGUAUAAGAGACCCGAAGAAAGAACACAGGCUGCAAUGAAGGAGCUGAAAGAGAAACAAGACAUUCUCGAACAGAGAAAAAAAAGCCAAGAGGCUCUUCGUAAGUGGCGCACACAAGCCAGGAGCACACAGGACAAGAAAAUGUUGGAGAACAACCAGAAGAAGCAAGAAAGGCAAAGAAAACGAGAGGAAGCAGAAACAGAUUUAGAGAAAGGCGUGGGGGACAGCAGUGAUGGUCCUCAAAGGCAAACGCCCGGCAUGUCCAUCAUCGAGUGUGAUGAGGCCAGAUCAGCCCGCAGGCUGGAGCGGCAAAUCCGUGCCCAUGUUGAAAAGAUGCAGGAGAGACACAGAAAUCCCAGGGGCACGGCCACCGAGCAGAUUGCAGCAGCAGAUCAAGAUGUGGAGGAGAUGAGAAAGCUGCAGGCUCGACUUCUUGAGAAAAGACGAGGAAGAGGUGGAGAAAAUUGCUUUACUAUCUUCGGUGGAGACACCUGGCCGAGUUUCCUUGACAAGUGA